AUGUCUUUUCCCACCGAUUCUAUGCAACCUACGGGCAACGUAAACCGGAAACCAUCGGUCACAUUUCAAGAACAAAAUCGCCCCUCUCGUCCUACCUCCCAUGAAGACCUUCGUGGAAAUAAGGGACAACAUUUUGGUUUUUCGCGGCAUCAUAGCUCGGAUAACUUAUCCCAAGAUGUUGAGUCAGGAAGAAGUGGCAUGGCUCGCAAGAAGUCUCUUGUUCGACCGGAGCGUGAGCGCAUUGACCCCAAUCACCGCCAAUGGUACUAUCGUAAUCAUGCUGCACAAAUGGACCAGAAUCGAAACUCUAAUGUUGUGUAUAUGCCUUCUUCGACUGGUUUCUUACCUCAGCAUGGAGCUCUGCCCUCCGGAUCAGGUAUGGCAGGCUUCAUGGGACCUGGUGGUGGUGUGAGUGGAUACGGUGUGACAGGUUCCAAGGCUCCGCCGCCAAUGAACUUUCAUCGUGGUACUUCACUUCGUCGGGGCAAGUCUAUUCUUGGACAGAAUGACGACAAGGUGGAAAGUGGUAUCCACUUCCUUCGUCGUGGCGUGAGUAUGCGCCGCGUUCCUCCUGGCAACCCAGACUUAGCUAAUGACAACGAUGACAAGCAACCUGAAACCAAGGCAGGCUCAUUCGACUGGAUUGCCCCAGGUCCUGUUGGCCCAUGGAUGAUAUAUUGUUGGUUUAUUACAUGCUGUAUCACAAGCUCCUGUUUGAACAUGGUAGGUAUCAAAACGCCUGAGCAGCAGCGAGCAUGGCGAGAAAAAAUGGGUCUUAUGGUGAUUAUCUUGUGCCUCAUGGCUAUUGUCGGUUAUAUUACUUUUGGUUUUACCGAGACAGUGUGUGGUAUUCAGAACCGUUACCUGCUAGAUGAAGUGUUCAAGAACAAGACGCAUUCAUCCUCUGCUCUGGUUGGUGGCAAGACCUUGAGUUUGGAUGACUGGACGCACAAGCCUUUUCCUGGUGACGACAAUCCAAAGUAUAUCAAUCUAACCACAAAUCCUAUUGCCUACACAUAUCUAUAUGGUGCUGAUCAUGGCGCAAAUCUCAAUUUGCUUUUUCAAAAGACCGGUGAUGCUUGCGAAGGUAUCUUGGAACCUGUACCCAACCAAAACCCUCCGCGCUAUUUCAAAUGUGCUAUUCUUCGUCGACGAUUUCCGUCUGGUUCACGCAUUUUCGAAGAUCCGGGUGCAUGUCAUACGGUCGAAACGCGAUCCAAAAUAAUGAGCAACAGCACCGAUAUACCUGUCCAUGGAACCGCCUUUGUGAGCUGGGAUCAGUUAAAGGAUUAUGACAAUUAUCUUUUCUACCGCAGCGCCGUCAUCGAUUUGAAUAUUUUGGAAUAUUCGGAUGCAAAGUUGACUCCGUUUAUGCAAGAGCUAAAGAACAACGACACGAAGAAAGAGUGGACAAAGAUGGAUGUGACUGCUAAAGCUAUGCGACGUGGCCUUACCAAGGAACUGGACUGCUUGAAACAGCUUGGUAGUAUUGCCAGUUUAGACGUGGAUUCUUACGGUUGUAUUGCCUCUAAAGUCGAAUUGGUCGUGUCCAUGAUUGUCAUUGUGGGUGUUGUCGGUAUCAAAUUCUUGUUCGCUCUGUUCUUUGCUUGGUGUCUGUCAUGGCGUAUUGGCAAUUAUGACAAAGAGUCCUAUGCUCAGCGCAUGAAGCGUAUGAAUGAUAUGGAGGAUUGGUCAGAAGAUAUCUACCGGCCAGCGCCUGCAGGUUAUCGACCGAAUGUGAAGAAGCCGUUUCUUCCUACAACAAGUCGAUUCAACCAAAUGUACCAAAAGCCACAAGCGAGGCCGACUACUAUGGAGCGAAAGAUCGCCGCAGCUCGCAUGGGCACUAAUUCUGUGGUCGGUUCACCUCCUCAUUCGCCCAUGCUGGCGACCGCGCGUAGCUCGACAUCUAUCACGCAACCCAUGUUGCCUUCUUCGCAGUCGAUCCACUCAUCGAAUUCAGGCUCAGAGUCGCCUUGGGGUCCAUGCCCAUUCCCUCUGUGGAAUGUUGUGCCGCAACCACCUGCAUCUUAUCAGCCUUUUAACUUCCCACUCGUGCACACGAUUUGUCUUGUCACUGCUUAUUCGGAAUCGAUUGAGGGUCUCCGUACUACGCUGGACAGUCUGUCUACGACGAACUAUCCGAACAGUCACAAGUUACUGCUUGUCAUUGCUGACGGUAUUGUCAAGGGUGCAGACUCGGAUGUCUCUACACCAGAUAUUUGUUUGUCGAUGAUGAAAGACUUGGUGGUGCCACCGGAAGAAGUGGAAGGUUAUUCAUAUGUGGCCAUCGCCGAUGGCUCCAAGCGACACAAUAUGGCCAAAGUAUAUGCCGGUUUCUACGACUAUGACGAUCAGACCGUGGAACGCUCGAAACAACAGCGUGUACCAAUGAUCUUGAUUGCCAAGUGUGGCAGUAUGCUUGAACUUGACAGCGCAAAACCCGGGAAUCGUGGUAAGCGUGACUCACAGGUGGUUUUGAUGGCAUUCAUGCAAAAGGUGCUUUUCGACGAGCGCAUGACGCAGUUCGAGUACGAGUUCUUCAACGCAAUUUGGCGGGUAACGGGUAUAACGCCAGAAAACUAUGAAAUUGUUCUCAUGGUGGAUGCAGACACCAAGGUGUUCCCUGACUCGCUGACGCGCAUGGUAGCGUCCAUGGUUCAAGACCCGGAAAUUAUGGGAUUGUGUGGCGAGACCAAGAUUGCAAACAAGGCGCAAACUUGGGUAACAAUGAUUCAGGUAUUUGAGUACUACAUCUCGCAUCACCAAACCAAGGGCUUCGAGUCUUGUUUCGGUGUCGUGACGUGUUUGCCAGGUUGCUUCAGUGCGUACCGUAUCAAAGCGCCGAAGGGUCCCAAGGGAUUCUACGUACCGAUUCUGGCCAACCCCGAUAUUGUGGAGCACUAUUCAGAGAAUGUGGUGGAUACGCUUCAUAAGAAAAACCUGCUUUUGCUUGGUGAAGAUCGAUACCUCACGACGCUCAUGUUGAAGACGUUCCCGAAGCGUAAGCUGAUGUUUGUCCCAUCUGCUGUAUGCAAGACGGUCGUGCCGGAUGCAUUCCGUGUGCUGCGCUCACAGCGUCGUCGCUGGAUUAACUCGACGGUCCACAACCUGUUUGAACUGAUUCAAGUGAAUGGUCUGUGUGGUACUUUCUGUUUCUCGAUGAGAUUUGUUGUGUUCAUGGACACUGUAGGUACCCUUGUCUUGCCUGCUGCUAUUGCAUUCACGGUUUACGUCGUCAUUACCGCUAUUCUCACGCCGAUUCAAAACCAGGGUAAGGACUCUGGUGAAAAGAAGGAGUUCCCCACGCUUCCUCUGGUUCUACUUGCUCUGAUUUUGGGUCUGCCGGGUGUUCUCAUCGUCGUAACGAGUCGAAGGUUUAUGUAUGUGAUUUGGAUGCUUAUCUAUCUUAUUUCACUGCCCAUUUGGAAUCUGGUCUUGCCUACGUACGCUUACUGGCACAUGGACGAUUUCUCAUGGGGUGCCACUCGUGUCGUUCAAGGUGAAAAGAAGGGCGAAUCGCAUGCCUCGGCUGAAGGCGAGUUUGACUCAUCCGAUAUUGUGAUGAAACGUUACGUUGAGUUUGAGCGCGAGCGUCGCUGGCGCGCUGGUAUUGAGUCGCGCGACGCACCAAGCGAUGCUGGUGGUAUGAGCACGAUGGGAUCAUACACGGACGAAAAGCCGCAGCCCACCCUGCCGGAUGAUCGCGUUGCUCGUGGCCGCCUUGACUCGGUGCCGCUCUUGGAGCUUCCAGCACCAUUAGGCACGGAUUCUCGUCAGCGUCCUGGUCCAUCCUCACCUCCAGGCGCUAUGGGAGCUUCUAGUGGGUCACGGUCUCCACCGCUAUCGCCUUCAGGACAGACAAACCCUUGGGCCUCUACCAGUGGGGUGGGUCCUGUGGUCCCAUCUUCGCCUCCUCCCCUUGGCGCACAAUCAUCCAACUCAGACGCAUCUGCCAUGGCGCGUCAGCAUUUGUUUGGUUCUAUGAGAGCUGGUGCACCCCGCCCCCCUGCGCUAGUGCGACCGCCUGGCACCCUGUCUCCUCCAUCGCGCCCAAUGGCUACGGCGCCCCCUGGGCCUGUAUCGCCACCUUCCUUCCGCGGCAAGGUGUCUUCUCCACCGCCUAUGUACACGGGUACUGGCCCUGGAUCCCCGCCUGUCCGGCCUCUCUCAAGCGGUCCAAAUCCAUGGGCAUCAGUGGCGUCGACAGCCGCUGGGUCCAGACCGCCUUUGCCAGGAUUCCACGGCUCGUCGACCGCACAGUCGCAGCAAACGCCGGCUGUCCGCGCUCCAUCUACAGUCGCUCAGGCACCGAAAGAUGUGCGUCGUGUGAGUCUUGUGGAUGAUGGUCCUGUGGCGCAGGCCGAUGGUGGCAUGCGCCAAGUUGUCCGUGGAGCUCGCCGCCAAACCUCAGUGAACAAUGGCGGAGCGGCCUCUCCUGCCUCGCCUUCUCUCAACGCAAGCAAUCCCUUCCAGCUUCCUAAAUGA
Malassezia restricta is the source of this 4488-nucleotide messenger RNA. RefSeq names its product chitin synthase. Gene Ontology annotation, cellular component: cell periphery; cell septum. The transcript has a single exon. The coding region runs from base 1 to 4488 and encodes 1495 amino acids. Gene Ontology annotation, molecular function: chitin synthase activity. NCBI's taxonomy places the organism in Eukaryota, Fungi, Basidiomycota, Malasseziomycetes, Malasseziales, Malasseziaceae. The record is from RefSeq and is a predicted model, not a curated record.